Messenger RNA from Oreochromis aureus, 2361 nucleotides. Its product is annotated as cytochrome P450 2J2-like. Lineage: Eukaryota; Metazoa; Chordata; Actinopteri; Cichliformes; Cichlidae. The transcript is spliced from 11 exons. The record is from RefSeq and is a predicted model, not a curated record. Gene Ontology annotation, cellular component: cytoplasm; intracellular membrane-bounded organelle. Gene Ontology annotation, molecular function: iron ion binding; oxidoreductase activity, acting on paired donors, with incorporation or reduction of molecular oxygen, reduced flavin or flavoprotein as one donor, and incorporation of one atom of oxygen; heme binding. The coding region runs from base 764 to 2233 and encodes 489 amino acids. Gene Ontology annotation, biological process: xenobiotic metabolic process.
CUGGAUUUCUGCUGCAAUGUUCAGAAAUUAAGUGUCAGAAUUUUGCACAAUUUGGUGGUGUAAUGGUGUGGGGGGUAUUUUAUUGGUACACUUUCAUCCUACGUCCAUCCUUUUAUGACCACAAUGUAUCCAACUUCUCAUGGCUGCUUUCAGCAGGAUGACAGCACCACAUUACAAAACUCAGAUAAUCUCAAACCAGUUUUUGAACGUGACUGCAUGUGUUUUAACCAAAGAUUAUUGAUGUGGAGCCAACAAAUCUGCAGGUACUGCAUGAUGCUUUCCUGUCAAUAUGGACCAGAAUCUGUAAGAAGUGUUGCCGGCACCUUGUUGAAUCUAUGUCUGAGGGCAAAAAUGGGUUACAUUUGGUAACAGUGAGGUGUACCUCUGGAGUGUCUGGAGUGUAUGUGCAUUGUGGGUGUCAGUAGUGGCAGUUGCACUGAAUCUAUAGUUAACUUUCAUAAUUAAGAUAAACUUUGAACGUGUUGGUUCAUCAGUUAAAAAAAGAUAACAGUGGAGUCAAGUUUCUUUCAAAGAGCUCUGGCAUUCACCUUUGGCCCUCCAUUUCUAUGAAUUCUUGUUACUUAUUGUCUGACACGUAACUUUGCCCGACACUGAUUUGUCUGCUUUAAUCUGAAAGUGGUUUGUAUCGUCACAUAACGUUGACACAGAGCGAAAAGUCAACAUUAGCAAAGGCAGAGCUGAGCUAACCUUUUCUGACAGGUUAACCAGCUACUCCUCUUUUUGCAGUCCAAUUGAUUCUGCCAUGUUUAUUUCAGUUGUGCUGCUAUGGCUUUGCAUUUUCUUUAUCAUCCUUCAACUGAAGUCCCGAAGACCCAAGAACUUUCCACCAGGACCCCCAAUUCUGCCCCUACUGGGGAACAUUCUGCAGCUGAGACUGGAGAACCCUUUAAAGGACUUUGAGAGACUGAGGAAAUCUUAUGGCGAUGUCUACAGUAUUUACAUUGGUCUCAAACCAGCUGUAAUCAUCAAUGGGAUGAAGGCAAUCAAAGAAGCUAUAGUGACAAAGGCUACUGAUUUUGCUGGACGACCCCAAGACUUGUUUGUCAGUGAUAUCACCAAGAGGAAAGGGGUCAUUAUGGCAGAUUAUGGCUCUAGUUGGAAGGAACAUCGUCGCUUUGCUUUGACCACUUUGAGGAACUUUGGUCUGGGGCAGAAUUCAAUGGAGGACAGGAUUCAUGAAGAGAUAAAACACAUCAUUAGUACCCUGGAAGAGAGCGUUGGUAAAACCAUGAGUCCUCGAGUUAUGUUCCACAAUGCGGCCUCCAAUAUCAUCUGUCAAGUUCUUUUUGCCACACGCUAUGAGUAUGAUCAUGCGUUAAUACAAUUUAUUGUUCGAUGCUUUACUGAGAAUACCAGGAUAACCAAUGGACCAUGGGCUAUGCUGUAUGACUCUCUUCCUUUAAUUCGUUACCUGCCGCUGCCUUUCAGGAAGGUCUUCAAGAAUGCUGAGUCUUUAGAAAAAAUUGUAGCUGAUUUUGUGAGGGAGCACAAGAAGACCAGAGUCCCGGGAGAGGCACGCGACUUUAUUGACUGCUAUUUGGAUGAACUGGAAAAGAGAGGCAACGAUGGGUCUUCAUUUUCAGAAACACAGCUCCUUAGGUACACCUUGGAUCUUUACUUUGCUGGGACUGACACUACAUCCAACACCCUACUUACUGGUUUUCUUUAUCUUGUGAACUACCCACAUGUACAAGAACAAUGCCAGGAGGAGAUAGACCGAGUGCUGGAAGGGAAAGAUCAGGCCAGUUUUGAGGACAGACACAAGAUGCCCUACACGCAGGCUGUGAUUCAUGAGAUACAGAGAGUUUCCAACACUGUUCCUCUCAGUGUCUUCCACUGCACGACUAAAGACACAGAGCUAAUGGGAUAUUCCAUUCCCAAGGGAACAAUGAUCAUCGAGAAUCUGACCUCAGUGCUCAACGAGGAGGGACAGUGGAAAUUCCCUCAUGAAUUCAACCCUGAAAACUUCCUCGAUGACAAAGGAGAGUUUGUUAAACCAGAGGCCUUCAUGCCUUUCUCUGCAGGUCCCCGGGUGUGUCUUGGAGAGGGUCUGGCUCGUAUGGAGCUCUUCCUCAUCAUGGUGACUCUGCUGAGGAAGUUCAAGUUCAUCUGGCCCGAGGACGCAGGAGAACCAGACUUCACUCCAGUCUAUGGGGUCACUCUGACUCCCAAACCUUACCGCAUGAAGGUCCAACUCAGGACACCACAGUGAGGCGGUGUGCAGAUGGACAUUAAUGAGCAGUUAGUCCUGGUUGGACGUUAUCUGGGAUACUUUUAUCCAUUUCUCAUUUCCUCUUCCACUGCAUUAGUGAAGUAUGAAAUAAACGUAUGAAACUCACA